Magallana angulata is the source of this 6451-nucleotide messenger RNA. RefSeq names its product deleted in malignant brain tumors 1 protein-like. NCBI's taxonomy places the organism in Eukaryota, Metazoa, Mollusca, Bivalvia, Ostreida, Ostreidae. Gene Ontology annotation, cellular component: membrane. The record is from RefSeq and is a predicted model, not a curated record. The transcript is spliced from 22 exons. The coding region runs from base 137 to 6127 and encodes 1996 amino acids.
AAACACCGUAACAGUUGAAUGACCACGAAUAUAAAUGUUUACAAAGCUGUAACUGGUUCUGUUAUUUAUAUCGGCCAUGACAUGGGACUGGAUGUAAGCACAGCCAGCGUCUAUACAAUGACAACAUAGUUCUACGAUGCCGCCGAUGAAAUGGCAUCUCUUUUUCGUGAUACUGUUAGCAAGUAGACUUAGCAUAGCAGCGGGACAGUGUCCGGACGGUCAGCCGGUUGUUCAGUGUUUCGUGGCGCCCUGUGACGUGUCCAGCUGUCCCAGGCAUCCUACAGCUAACUGCAGCGAUGAUUACUGUGGAGGGUGCAACGCUGUAUGGACGCUGGACGGUACAGAGGUGACCAGUGACUGCCACAAGGAAUCCGCCGACGUCCGACUGAUCCACGGGAACAACAUAAGUCACGGGAUAGUGGAGGUAUGGCAAGACAGCCAAUGGCAGACCCUGUGUGCCUGGCCCCAAUUCCUACCGCAGGAUGCUCUUGUAGUAUGCAAACAGCUAGGAUUCAGCAAGGGCACCGUUCUUCCAAUGGCGGCGUACGGGCGACACACGGGGAACCACACCUAUCCGUUCAAAGGAUGUUCUGGUGGGGAGACAAAGAUACAGGACUGUAAAUUCGAUGAAAAUUAUACACCGAAUGUAUGUGCCACUCAAGAUGUCCACUACGGUUCUGUCAGCUGUUAUGACAAGCAAGAAGAGGAAGGUCUACAUCUGUCCCCAGUACAAUCAGAUACUAACGUCUCGUCACCCAGCAGCGGAAAAGUGGAACUCUUUCUACAACAAGCGUUUGGCCAAAUAUGUUCCACCUACUUCACCGAGAAAGAGGCCAACGUUACAUGCAGACAGCUGGGGUUUUCCGGUGGGGUUCCUAUGGUGUUUGGAGCAGCAGAAACGCUACCGUUUCUGUUAACCGGCCUGCAUUGCAAUGGAGACGAAGACAAAAUAUCCGACUGUUACAAAGAAACACAGAUUUGUUACAGCAACCAGCGAGCAGGCGUACUGUGUUAUAACACAACAGGUGUACGCUUUUCCCUUGCUGAUAGCCAAGCGGAGGGUGGCGGUAUAGUGGUUCUAUCUGUGGAUGGCAAAGAGGGAACCAUCUGUGGUAAUGGCUGGUCCAACUUGGACGCUCAGGUCUUCUGUCGACAAAUAGGAUACGUAACUGGACUGUCAUACACAGGUAAAUCGUCUGAAUCGUCGAGAGAUGUGUACUUGUCCAGUGUGAAUUGUCUGGGAGUGGAGGAUUCGGUAAUAGCAUGUGAAGGGUCUGGGUGGAGAAAUGUCAACCGAUCUCUCUGUAAUCACGAAAAUGACGCAGGCGUCUACUGUUACAAAAGUGCUCGUAUAACGUUGGGGUACCGGCGGAAGAAUGUUACGAUGGGAAUCGUAGAGGUCUAUCAGAAGUACUUCUGGACAACACUGUGUGCGGAUGGGUUUGAUCAAAGGGAUGCUGACGUCAUCUGCAGACAACUGGGGUACUCGAGUGCGAGGGUUCUCCUCCCGGGACAGUUCGGUAGACCGCUGAGAUACGUCCACACAGUGAACAUCAAAUGUACAGGGAACGAAACAGACAUUCUAGACUGUGAACAUGAGAUGGGGUUUUGCUCUUCAUACAACUACGCUUCAGUUCUAUGUUCGCAUCAAGACGCCAGUCCAAAUACGACAGUUUCCAUAGAACAGUCUGACAGUGGACGGGUGGUGGUCACUCAGUUCGGCAUUAAGGGGACGGUCUGUCGUGGUGGCUGGGACAGCACGGCGGCGUCGGUCCUCUGCUGGGAAAACGGAUUCAGUGGUGGUGUCGCGUAUAGUUCCUCCGAUGAACUCACGCGCUAUGAACCUAUAUGGGUCGGUAGCAUUAAGUGUCAGGGGCAAGAGAAGAACAUAAAGGAUUGUGUGUUCAACUACUCAGUACCGAGAGAGUGUGGCAAUGAUUUGUCCUCCGCUGGGGUUCUCUGCUAUAAGGGUUCAGGCAUGGGAAUUCGUCUAGCUGAUGGUAUCAAACCAAACCAAGGUCGGGUGGAGGUUUCCCGGGACGGGGUGUGGGGGACCAUCUGUCACGGCCGCUGGUCCACCAGUGAUGCGGUGGUGGUGUGCCGACAGCUGUUGUAUGCUAGUGGUGUAUCGUACCGCGGCUCCUACCACGGACCUGGCACCGGUCCUAUCCUGAUGGACAAGGUCAGCUGUUCAGGGUACGAACACUCUAUCUACCAAUGCCCAAAUCUGGGCUGGAAUGUAUCGUCUGACUCCUGCAAAAACCACUCCCAGGACGCUGGAGUCUACUGCAUGCCUUGGGUGAAACUAAACCAUGCAAAUUACGGAAUUGUCCGAGUAUGGAAGAAAAACAACUAUGGGAUGGUUUGCGCAGACGGUUUCAAUGAAAACGCUGCACGCGUAGUCUGCAAGCAAUUUGGAUAUCGUUAUUCAAUUGAAGUGUGUUGUAUGGGGUUAGAACCCGAGCCCACUGACAUGGAAUUUGCCAUGUCAGACGUCAACUGUGAUGGGACAGAGAGCGGACUGAGGGCCUGUCGGAAUGAGUACACCGAUCCCAACUGUACUACUGGAAACUACGCUUCUGUCUUCUGUACAAACACAGACCCCGCAAACAGCAUAAUUCACACAACCCUUAGCCAUUACAACAUUGUUCAAAUCUCUUACGUAUAUCAGCCGGGUCUCCUCUGCGCCUCAGAAUUCACCGACAUGGACGCCACCGUCAUUUGUCGGGAGAACAAAUUCCAGUCUGGGUUGGCUCUCCGACAUCUUCGACCAUCGUUUCACUCUCACAACAUCUACUGGCUCAGGAAUGCCUCGUGCGUUGGCACUGAAGCCAGGAUUGGCGACUGUCCCAAUGCAGGGAGGGUAGGGAAGCUCGGUCGGUUUGAUGACAAAGUUGUAGCUGCUGUGGCUUGCUUUGACACAAAAGAACCGCAGAAACCCCAGUUAGAGCUCUAUUACGGCAACAGAUUAAACGAAGGGCAUGUUGAAGUUAACGUUAGAGGGACUUGGGGUUCUCUGUGUGCUGGGAACCUAACGGAAGCGGAAGCCAGGGUCAUCUGUCGUCUGCAUGGUUACAGAGACGGGGUAGCGCUUCAUGGUGGCUCCUUUGGACAAAAUUUCCCGGCCGGAUAUUCUACCAUGGAUUACAUCAAAUGCAGUGGAGACGAACAGAGACUCCUGGACUGCGUGGUAUCAUUGGUGCCUGACCAAGUAGUGUGUCCAACAAACAUGAUGUCUGCCGUCAAAUGUUAUGAAACCGUUCGUCUUAGUGGCAGCAGCAUGAUUAAUUAUGGCCGUUUAGAGUUAUGGAGUGACAACGGCUGGUAUUCAGUCUGUGAUGAGAAUUUCGACGAUACAGAUGCUACUGUCGUCUGCAAAGCUUUAGGAUAUACAGCCGGACUAUCACAGUGUUGUUCCGCACUUGGAACCAAUGGAACAGCCAUUCAAACAUUUCUCACGGGUUUCUCGUGUACAGGGACGGAACCUAGUCCUCUGAUGUGUCCAUUUACGAAAGGAGGGACUUGCAGGAGUAGAAAAUAUGCGUCAGUGCUCUGUUUGUUAACAAAUACUGCAACUGAAGAUCUGACCAUCCACCUGGACGGCUUUUAUGGACCAGUCCUAGCUUCCAGAUACGGUCUCCAGGGUUACGUUUGUAACCAACAGUUUGAUAACUCUGAUGCAAGUUUAGUUUGCAAGACCAAAGGAUUCCAGAAGGGUUAUGCCGUUAACGUCUACAAGGACUUCACGUAUCCAGUAGUAUUGGGAAACCUUACGUGCAAUGGUGUCAACGAAAUCAAAAGUUGCACCUAUUCAAACUUCGGCGGAGACCAUGGCUGCUCCGACAGUGACACCAUUGCCGGAGUGAUUUGUUCCGAUUCGGGUAGCAUUUUAUUCAAGUUGGAAGGUCGCGAUGGUUCUAGUGGAAUCCCAAAAUUAAUAGUGGGAAGUAACACUCUUUAUCUGGAUGAUACCUACUUUGACGCCACGGCAGUCAAUCUGUUCUGUCUGAGCGCGGGGUUUGCCGGUGGAUCCAAACUAUCCCAGUCCAGGAGUGUGUCCUCUGUCCAUCAUGUUGUGACAGACAUAAGGUGUGCUUCUGAUGCACCCUCAAUCACUCACUGCGAUGGACAUUGGAAUCCAAAAAAGUCCAAGUCAAUACCGAUACAUGAAAUUUCCUGCUUUCAGCAAGUGCGAUUACAGAAUGGGGGCGCCUUCUUCGGUGCUGUUGAAGUUUAUUAUAGUAACAUGUGGGGUACCAUCUGUCCUAAAUCCUUUGGACAGAACGAAGCCAACCUCGUUUGCUCCACCAUUGGGUUUGACAAAAGUCUCCCAAUUUGUUGCUCUCCAUUUGGAGCAUUGCCCAAUAAACAACUAUUCAAAGAUUUCCGAUGCAGCGGUUCGGAGGAUAUCAUUCUGAGAUGUCCGCAUACAUUUCAGUCAUACGGGGUUCAGUGUUCGAGUUCCCUGGAGUACGCCUCUGUCUUGUGUUACAAUGGUGAUCGGAAAUCAGACUAUACAAUCAAAAUCAAUGGUGGAAAAUACUAUGGCGAUGUCAUUGUUAACUAUAUGGGCGUUAACGGUCGUAUUUGUCGAGAUGGUUGGGAUGACAAAGACGCCCAAGUAGUUUGUCGACAAAACAACUACAUCCGGGGCCUUGCCUACAGCCAUUACGUGGAGGAAGGGAAACAGGCCAGUGGACCCUACUGGAUUUCCAAUGUUCAGUGCCAAGGACAUGAAAAAUCCCUUCAGGAGUGCCAGCACACUCCUGCAGGAUCUGUUAACGAGUGUUCGUCUUUCCACUAUGCUGGUGUCUUCUGCUUUGAUGAUCAAGGUAUCUAUUAUCGUAUUUCUGGCGGAGAUCCAUCUGGAAGAUCUGGCAGAGCGGAAAUAUAUUUCAACGACAACUGGGGCACGCUUUGUAACACAGAUUGGGGCGAAGAUGAGGCUGCUGCUCUCUGUAGACAAAUGGGGUUCCACGGGGGAGAUCCUAUUGAGGGUCCGUACAAAGUACCUGCUAAAGGUCUAGUGUACAAGGCAUCGUAUCAGUGCAGUGAGGAUAGCGGGGCACUGGACGACUGUCCACACAGUGGAUGGCAGGAGGUUGUAGAUGGAGAAUGUACAGAACACAAAAAUGAUGCCGGGGUGUUCUGCUAUCAGAAUGUUCGGAUAUAUAAUGGUAUCGGGAGAAGCCAAAGUUCCGGGCCUGUGUUGAUAUUCCGGGACAAGGGUUGGUACUUGCUGUGUGAUGAUGGUUUCACCGACCACGCGGCGACUUUGGUGUGUCAGGAGCUGGGAUUCCCCUAUGGGCACGCUUCCUGUUGCUCCGCCGACGGACCACUGAGCGUCCCAAUUUGGAUGAAUCACACUUUAGACUGUUCUUCUGGAAAUCACGUGGAAGAAUGUUUUCACGAAAAGAAAUGUGACAGAAGAAGCUAUGCCACGGUUUCAUGCAGUUACCAGCCCAUAACAACAGUUGAUAAGUCCCCUCGGCCUGACUCUCCAUCACCAGUUAAACAGGAGGACAACAAAGCAGUAGUGGCGGUUGUGUCCGCCAUUGCCGCGUGUCUGUUAAUCAUUGUCAUCGUCAUAAUUGUGAUGAAAUGUAGGAAAUCUUACAGCAAAAAAUCACAGGAGAAAACACACGGAGAAUUUAGGGAAGGUGUUCUCAACAAAUCACUCGAUGGUUCUAUACAUGUUCAUAACCCAAUGCACAAUAUGUGUGACUCUGAUGACGUCAUCAUUCAACAUGACAGUGUUCAAUAUCACCCCACCGGUUCGGAUAAUGAUCAGGGAUUAGCAUAUACUAACCACAACUAUGCUGGCUUUAAUUCAAUUUUAUAUUCAUCAGAUUGCGAUGAAAAGGUUGACGAUGAAACAAAUGAGGACCACGUGAUUGAACAUGACGAUAUGAAGCCCCUAGGGGUGAAGGCAGAUUUUAAAGACUCAUCUUAUGCUGCAAUGAUGCCGAAUUUUUCUGCCUCCGGGUUACAAGAGUAUGAUAAUCAACAAAACGCUAAACAAUCUGUUCGUGUCACAAUAGAGAAUAUCCCUAAAAGUUACCCAAAGAAUCAUUUCACGCGCUCCUUGUCGGAAUGUAAAGAGAUUUCCUUACCCGAAGAUACGUAGUCUCGUAACUUAUUAAUGGUCAAGUUCUUUUAUCAAAAAAUUUAAACAAAAAAUUUAAGUUUUGUAUUCUAUAUAUAAUAUUUUUUAUAUCUGAGAGAGAGAGAGAGAGAGAGAGAGAGAGAGAGAGAGAGAGAGAGAGAGAGAGAGAGAUAUUCCGUUUGUCUUCACCAAUAUUUUUUCAAAGCGUGUUGUAUUAAUUGUUGUACAUUUUGUAUAAUUCAUGUAUUCCUUUUGGUAUUUAUUCUUUACAUUCUUACUUGUUGAUUUAUAUACUGAGUAUAAAAAUUCAGUCUUUGCAAAAUUAAAGUUGAAAAUAAAUUAAGU